Messenger RNA from Tuber aestivum (summer truffle), 1102 nucleotides. Lineage: Eukaryota; Fungi; Ascomycota; Pezizomycetes; Pezizales; Tuberaceae. The record is from the annotation of a GenBank genome assembly.
ACUCCCUUCACUCCCUCUCACCCUUACUCGAGUACACCCUUGCUGUUGCGCCGCAGGCGAGAUUGGGUAUCAUGCUAACGAACUCGAGUUGUUUGUUUGUUCGUUCGCCCUUACCACCAUAAGGCCAGCAGAAGAAGUCAUCUAUUCGUCCAACCUGACCUCUACAGUCGCCGUUCGCUCGCUCGCUCGCUGGCUGGCUUAUCUUUACACCGGUUUGACAUAUCUUCCCCCCCCCCCCGAUUCACAUUUUUCCCAUCCCCUCUCCGCAUCCGUCUACCGGUGCUGUAUCGCCGCAAUUUUUUACCUCCCCCCUCCCCCCCGUACGGGGGGCCCAGUCCUUUUCACUGCAAUGCUCGAGUCUGAUACUGAAUACCUUUUAUUUUAUUUUUUACCCUGUCUUUUAUAACAGCCUUUUGGUGAAAUAAGGGCAGAAAUAUCGCACCAGGGCCAUAACUGAUAUGCAUAUAGUGCAUAACUCCUGUGCGUUGUUCUGCGCGAACACUUUUGAAUGUGAUAACACGACUGUGGUACAGGCAUUACCUGUACAAGUCGCAGUGAGGGCUUUAAAAAAACUGGAAAAUCCGGUAACAGGGCACAGAGCUCGAAAAACGUGGAGCAUGGCUUACUAGUACAUUCUCUUCUUUUUUGUAUGUGCACGAGUGGAGAGCACGAGAAAGAGGGGUCCUGUGCCGGCCUGCGAUUAUUGUAUUGGCUCGCGUGGGGGAAGUGGCGCCGUGGGUUCGAACUCUGACGUGGUUGAUCCGCAGGAAUAACUUAGCUAAGGUUGUCUUUUUUUUUCUUUUUCUUUUUUCUUUCUUCUUUUCUUCUUCUUCCUCUUUUCCUCUCUUUUCUUGCUUUUACUUUUAUACUUUGCUUGAAUCGCCUUUCUCUCAUUCCUGUUUCUGUUUUUGUUUUUUUCCUCUUGGUCCUAUCAAUCGAGCGGAUGGCGUGCAGGGAAAGGCGAUGGUGAUGAGGAUUUAGCGAUGAUGAGGGUUUCUGCGAUGAAGGCGGGGGAUUGAGGGUCCUAUGGCGGCUGAGGUUCGCUCUGACGAACGAACAAAAUUUGGAUGAUUUGGAUGAGGGACACGGAAUAUCGUAAACU